Messenger RNA from Enterobius vermicularis (human pinworm), 1398 nucleotides. The record is from the annotation of a GenBank genome assembly. NCBI's taxonomy places the organism in Eukaryota, Metazoa, Nematoda, Chromadorea, Rhabditida, Oxyuridae.
AUGAAGGCCGAGUGUUCUUCUGAAAAUGAAGUUCAGAAUUCUGAAAAAACUGAACAGUUGGAGAAAGAAAAACGUUUAAGGUUGAUUGUUUUCCGUACAAUAGUGCAGCUUACUGAUACUGUCAGCACGGAUUUCUUGCUUCAGAAACUAAACUACCUUGACGUCAAUAGUUGGAUGGAAGUUGUUGAAGAACGCUAUCUUGGUCGAUUAUGCGGAAUCCCAAUUUGUUCGAAUGCUGUUGUUAUGAGGCCUUUUCAGAAGUACCGGAUAGACAGGAUAAAUAAAAAGGUCUUCGAACGAAGUACGGACAGAGAUAAAUUCUGUAGUGAUAGUUGUUUUUCGCUUUCCAACAGAAUACGUCUUCAACUUUUUGAGGAACCGUUAUGGCUCCGCGGCAUGGAGAAACGUGAGUUUGCUUCAAUUGUUGCGUUAGCCCAUCAACUCUUUUUUAUCUUUAAAUAUCUAUUGGACGCUCGUUACGACUUUUCUGGAUUCUUAUUUACUGUUGGCGAAAGCAAUGAAACCGAUGAAGAAGAAAGUGAGGACGAAGAGAAUAUGAGGCGAGCGGAGGACGACAGAUUAUUUGUUGACGAAAUUGCAAAUUUUGUAUCGCAGAAAGUUUUCAUUUCGGGCAACAGACAUUCUGGUAAAAAGCAUGGUAUUUCGUUUGGUGCUUCUUCUGACUUGAUUCCUCGUAGUGAAAUUUCGUCAGUUGAUGAACCUUGUCAAAAUAUGCGUUCCGAAUCUGAACGGUUGGCUAAGAUCCGUAGCAAGUAUGGAGAUCUUAAGUCAAAACGAGGUCCAUUACUUGUUGAAGCAAAACCUUUGGACCAUUCUGUGGCGAAAAAAAUGGGUGAAUUUGACAAAGAGAUAUUGCUGAAUCUUGCUAGAAGAUUUUUUGGGGACAGAUCGCUAGACUUUUUGCGGCAUAAGGGGAGAGUUGAUUCUGAUGACGAUAUGCUCUCUGAAGCAGAAAUAUUGAUGAAGCAGUUUUACGCUGGAGAAAGAGCUAAUGAAAAACCUGCGGAUGAAAUUCUUUUGCCGAAAAUUGAUAACAUUGAUCAGUUAUCAUUAAGAAAAGAUGUUUUUGCAAGAUUUGUUAAGCCUAGCUUCUCCAACUUAGAAACAUUGUUAAAAUUGCGUGGUUUGUACGAGAAGGCCCAACCGCUUCUUUCUACUCUCACUUUGGACUCAUCAAAUGUUGUCUUAGACAAAUUCGAAGCUCAUCUGUUUGUGGCAUUCUUGUUCUACUUGGUCUCACAUUGUGAAGAUACGCUUGGAAAGUAUGUAUUUCCUGGUGGGAAACCCAGUGUGCCUUUCAAGAGUUUUGUUGAGGAUGCUGGUUGCACUUUUGAUGCUUUUAAUGCUGCAGUUAAUGAGUUUUUAAACAACCUAUGA